UUUAGUUCCACAUGAAGAAGGGUGUCCAUGACCGCAACACAUUCCACAAGGAGUACUCAUUGAGUCGCACAAAUUAUUAUUACUUGAUGAACAUGCACAAAUCUGCUCUGUUUCUAACACCAAUCAACCCCUCCUCGCUCUCUCAUCUCUGCCCAAGAUCUAAUCAUUGUAGACUUCUGAAUCUGCAAAACCAAGCAAAAUCUUCAAAACCCAGUUGCAGAAUUGGCUAUGGAAGCAAUUUCAGCCUUCUUGCGUAUGCUUUACAAGCCUUCUCACCAAGUUACAGAAAUCAAAGGAAGAAGAAAAGAAGAUGUGAUUACGCAGUGGUGAAAUCGAGUCGCAGAGAGUCUCCAUAUGAAGUUUUGGGGGUCACUCCCUCUGCAACUCCUGAUGAAAUCAAGAGGGCUUAUCGGAAACUUGCUCUGAAAUACCAUCCUGAUGUCAACAAAGAGGCAAAUGCUCAGGAGAAAUUCAUGAGGAUAAAACAUGCAUACAAUACAUUGCUGAACUCUGGAUCUCGAAGGAGAUAUGGUUCCGGAGAUCACUCCUCUAAUUAUUCAUAUUCUACUGCUGGAAGAAGCCAAAGUGGGAACACUCAAGAUGAAGAAGAGUUCUAUGGACUUGGUAACUUUGUGAGGGAUGUUCAGAUAACAAUAGAGGACUUCUUUAGGGACCUUCGAGAGGAAUAUCAGAACUGGGAAGCAAGUGCUGCUUCACAAGGGAAGCCAAAGAGCUUGUGGGAAGAACUGGCGGAAAUUGGGGAAGAAUUUGUUGAAUUUCUAGAGAAAGAGCUGAACAUCAAUGAUGCAGAUGUCAAAGCAGAAAACAGUGAAGACAGCGCAUUUAAAAGUUACAGAACGGAAAGAACAGAAAGUGGCAGUAAAAAUGAAGCUGGCAAGGAAAGCAACAACAUUGAUGAGAGCAUUGAUGAGAUUGAAGCCACCCUUGCUCAGCUGAAAAAGGAACUGGGUUUGUAAAGGGAAAUGCAGCUUUGUAGUCUUUAUCAAACGAAAGCCGAGUCAUUCCUCAUGUUCACUGAGUAAAGAAAUGACAGGAACCAGAUGAUUAAUUGUAUCGCGAAUUAACAUCUCCAGAUUCUUCUUUUACAGUAGAAGGCCUCGUUCAAAUCCAUCAGAUUCUGCUUGGGAGGAAUGAUAUUUACACUUGCCAUCAAUUUCUUCCUUCACAGUCCGGGGCUUUUUUUUUGUUUUUUGUGUCUGAAUUUAAGUUUGUGCUUGUACAUAUUUGGUCCAUUUAACCAUUAACUGUUGUUAUCUAAGAACUUAUCUAUUAUUGAGCAGUAUAUGUUGAUGUAUGUACUUGGUGAUC
Messenger RNA from Cornus florida, 1329 nucleotides. RefSeq lists its product as uncharacterized. Bases 12 to 977 code for a protein of 321 amino acids. The record is from RefSeq and is a predicted model, not a curated record. Gene Ontology annotation, cellular component: cytoplasm. Gene Ontology annotation, biological process: protein refolding. NCBI's taxonomy places the organism in Eukaryota, Viridiplantae, Streptophyta, Magnoliopsida, Cornales, Cornaceae. The transcript has 5 exons.